GAGAUAAGUUGGAUUUUGUUGCAAAUUAAAAAAGAAGAAAGGAAGAGAGAAUAAUAUUGUGGGCUAGGGGGUUAAAGGAGGUUGUUGGUUUUCAUAGGAUAGGUGCCACAAGAAUACUUGUGGUGCGAAGAAAGAGAAAAGGAGUAUAUCUCCAUUGGUGAGUAGCUAUAAAAUAGUUGGGAGUGGGUGAGAGUGAUUCAUUCUCUCUAACUGAGACCAUCAAGAAAUUAAUGGAGGCAUCACCCAGUACUCUGGAUUGGAGAGGCAGACCAUCCAACCCUGCCAAACACGGUGGAAUGAUUCCGGCUGCUUUUGUUCUUGGGUUGCAAGCAUUUGAGAUAAUGGCAAUAGCGGCAGUGGGAAACAAUCUGAUAACUUAUGUGGCCAAUGACAUGCACUUCCCUUUGUCCAAGGCUGCCAACCUAGUCACUAACUUUGUUGGGACCAUCUUUCUCCUCUCUCUCCUCGGCGGCUAUCUAUCAGACUCUUACCUUGGCAGCUUCUGGACCAUGCUCCUCUUUGGUUUCGUCGAACUUUCUGGUUUCAUACUGCUAUCAGUCCAAGCUCAUGUUCCUCAAUUGAAGCCACCUCCAUGCAAUGUGAACGAUGGAGAACAGUGCGUAGAAGCAAAGGGCAUGAAGGCCAUGAUAUUCUUUGUAGCACUCUACUUGGUGGCAUUAGGGAGUGGGUGUGUGAAGCCAAACAUGCUUGCUUAUGGAGGAGACCAGUUCGAGCAAAACGACCCAAAGCAGUUAAAGAAGCUCUCAACCUACUUCAAUGCCGCAUAUUUUGCAUUCUCUGUGGGACAACUUGUGAGCCUAACCAUUCUUGUUUGGGUGCAAACUCAUUCAGGAAUGGACGUUGGCUUCGGGGUAUCCGCAGCUGUAAUGGCAAUGGGAUUGAUAAGCUUGAUAUGUGGCACUCUAUAUUACAGAAACAAGCCCCCACAAGGAAGUAUUUUAACUCCCGUGGCUCAGGUUCUUGUCGCUGCAUUUUCCAAAAGAAACCUUCCAUCUUCCCCAUCAUCCAUGAUCAGAGUGGAACAAGUUGAGCAAGUGAAGAUAUUGCUAUCUGUUAUUCCGAUAUUCUCGUGCACCAUCGUUUUCAACACCAUCUUAGCACAACUUCAGACAUUCUCAGUCCAACAAGGGAGAGCAAUGGACACCCAUCUCACCAAAUCCUUUAAUAUCCCUCCCGCCUCCCUUCAGUCCAUUCCUUACAUUUUGCUCAUCUUUUUAGUUCCUCUCUAUGACACCUUCUUUGUCCCAUUUGCCAGAAAAUUCACCGGCCAUGAGUCUGGAAUCUCACCUUUGCGCCGAAUAGGCUUUGGUCUUUUUCUGGCUACCUUUUCUAUGGUUGCAGCUGCUCUGUUGGAGAAAAAGAGAAGGGACGCAGCUGUGAACCAUCACAAAGUUUUGUCCAUCUUUUGGAUAACCCCACAAUACUUGAUAUUUGGCUUGUCAGAGAUGUUCACAGCCAUUGGCCUCCUUGAGUUCUUUUAUAAACAGUCCUUGAAAGGGAUGCAAGCAUUCUUUACAGCCAUCACAUAUUGCUCUUACUCAUUUGGCUUUUACUUGAGCACACUUUUGGUUUCUUUGGUCAAUAAGAUCACUUCAACUUCUUCUUCUUCAGCUGCUGGCUGGCUUCACAACAACGACCUUAACCAGGACAGGCUUGAUCUUUUCUAUUGGUUACUGGCUGUCUUAAGCUUCCUCAACUUCCUCAACUAUCUCUUUUGGUCCAGACGCUAUUCUCAUGCUCCUUCCGCACUACCCCAACCUAAUAAUGCCAAGGAAAUCAACCCCUACUCACAACUACAUGAUCACCAUCACAAUAAUAUUAUUCCAUAGAUAUAUAUAUAUAUAUAUAUACUCUUUUCAAAAUAUUAAUUAUUUUACAGUUACUGUAAAGAAUUAUAUCGAUCAAAAUGUCGUAUCGAUCGAGUAGCUAGCAUAUAUAAUAUAUUGCAGUUACAAGCUUAAUUAAUCUAUUACUUCUUUGCCUUAA
Glycine soja is the source of this 2007-nucleotide messenger RNA. RefSeq names its product protein NRT1/ PTR FAMILY 4.3-like. The record is from RefSeq and is a predicted model, not a curated record. Gene Ontology annotation, molecular function: transmembrane transporter activity. Gene Ontology annotation, biological process: transmembrane transport. The transcript is spliced from 3 exons. NCBI's taxonomy places the organism in Eukaryota, Viridiplantae, Streptophyta, Magnoliopsida, Fabales, Fabaceae. The coding region runs from base 231 to 1850 and encodes 539 amino acids. Gene Ontology annotation, cellular component: membrane.